AUGCAUCAUUUCAAGUUACGGCGAGGACGCAGUCGGACGUGGCAACAACACGGUAAUGAUCACCGGUGACCCAAGAUCCGCUGUCGGCAACUGUCGAACAAUUUUGCAUGGUCGACGAAGUUCUCCAUGACAAAGAGGACGUACCAGACAGGAUGGCGACCGGCCCAGACGGCUAGCAUUUGGAAUCUCGAAAGUUUCAUCAGGGGAGCGAAUCGGACUUUGUGCAUGCCCAUCGUGAUGCACCAAGCAGCGCAGACUUGGCGGGGGUUCCCGAGCUCUAAACUUGAAUUGUUCAUGCGCAAAGGGAGCAACCCAGUGCCGCCUCGCGUCGCACAACGCGGCGUCGUCUAUGCUGGCAAGAGGCGGGACCGGACAUGGAGUUUCCAGCAAAAGUUUAGAAGGGGGAGGGUGUCGUGCCCCACGGAAGUACGAUAACUUAAUAUUCAUGGGGAAGGAUUAUAAAUACAUCGUGAUAGCAGUGGACGGCCCGUCACUGUUAGUCGAUGUCAUGCUGCCAUUUUUGGUCUUGUUCCGCGGCACGGUCACACAAAUGUGGCACACGCGCACCUUGACCCCAACGUCAUCGUUCAGCGAUCGCUUGCUUCUCGUGCAUGCGCCACAUAGGACGCGGCCACAGAGACGGCAGUGGUGG
This is a messenger RNA of Aphanomyces invadans, 652 nucleotides long. RefSeq lists its product as hypothetical. Bases 127 to 435 code for a protein of 102 amino acids. NCBI's taxonomy places the organism in Eukaryota, Oomycota, Saprolegniomycetes, Saprolegniales, Verrucalvaceae. The transcript has a single exon. The record is from RefSeq and is a predicted model, not a curated record.